Jaculus jaculus (lesser Egyptian jerboa) is the source of this 3663-nucleotide messenger RNA. RefSeq names its product zona pellucida binding protein (gene Zpbp). Gene Ontology annotation, cellular component: acrosomal vesicle; extracellular region; zona pellucida receptor complex. Lineage: Eukaryota; Metazoa; Chordata; Mammalia; Rodentia; Dipodidae. Gene Ontology annotation, biological process: binding of sperm to zona pellucida; acrosome assembly. The coding region runs from base 16 to 1062 and encodes 348 amino acids. The record is from RefSeq and is a predicted model, not a curated record. The transcript is spliced from 8 exons.
GGGCGCGGCGUGUGGAUGGAGGCCGUGGCCCCGGGCCGGGCGUGGCGGGGCUGGCGGCGGGCCGCGGCCGCGGGCGCCCCGCGCUCCCUGGCCGCCCUGCUCCUCCUCUCCGCCCUCCUGCGGGCGCCCCUGGCAGUUGGAUAUUUGGUUCGAUUACCAAGAAGUUUUCGCUUGACUCAAGAUACUGUGAAAAUAGUGGGAUCACCACAUUUUCCUGUGAGCGUCUAUGUCAUGCUCCACCAAAGAAGUCCGCAUGUGCUGUGUGUUACUCAGCAUCUGCGGAACACUGAGCUGGUAGAUCCAUCGUUCCAAUGGCAUGGGCCAAAAGGAAAAAUUAUAUCAGAAAACAGCACUGCACAAGUGACAUCCACAGGAAGCCUCAUAUUUCAGAACUUUCAGGAGAGUAUGAGUGGAAUUUAUACAUGUUUCCUCCAGUAUAGACCUACUGUGGAAGAAAUUGUUAAAAAUCUUCAACUAAAAUAUCUUAUUUAUGCUUAUCGUGAGCCUCGCUUUUACUACCAGUUCACAGCUCGUUAUCAUGCAGCUCCCUGUAAUAGUAUAUAUAAUAUCUCCUUUGAAAAGAAACUUCUUCAGAUUUUAAGUAAAUUGGUUCUUGAUCUUUCCUGUGAGAUCGCCUUGCUUAAGUCUGAGUGCCACCGUAUUAAAAUGCAAAAAGCUGGUUUGCAGAAUGAAUUAUUCUUCACAUUUUCAGUCUCAUCUCAAGGCACUGAAAAAGGAUCCAAGCCAUGUACAGAUCAUAGUUGUGACUCUUCCAAAAGAUUAUCUAAGGCUAAAAAUCUUAUAGAGAGAUUUUUUAAUCAACAAGUAGAAGUUCUGGGCAGACGAUCAGAGCCACUCCCAGAAAUAUACUACAUUGAAGGUACACUCCAAAUGGUGUGGAUUAAUCGCUGCUUUCCAGGAUAUGGAAUGAAUGCCCUUCAACAUCCAAAGUGUCCUGAGUGUUGUGUGAUCUGCAGCCCUGGGUCAUAUAAUCCUCGGGAUGGAAUUCACUGCCUCCGGUGCAACAACAGCCUGGUGUAUGGAGCAAAAGCAUGUGUGUAGGCCAGUGGCACAUGUGGACCAGUGGUUUAUUCAACAAAAAAUAUUUUUAAAUGGUAAAAUAAGUCACUGUUAUGCAAAAAUUAAAUAAUCAGAUUUUACAAAGAAAUGGUAUUAUUCAUUCCAACACUGUAUAUCCACAUACUUUAAAGUUGAGCAGCCUGUCAUUUUUAUCCACUAAUACCAGACCUACAUAUGACUCAUGUAUGUAUCACUGCAUUUUAAAAAUGGUUUCAGAUAUACUACAUCAGGUUAGGCCAAGGGAUUUUAUAGGCAUUUUAGAGAAUAUACCAUUUUAUUUACACUAUACCAUCCCUGCCAUCAUCCAGAAUAUGCUUUUAUAUGAAUUUUAUUUCAUCUUUCUGUAUUGAUUUGAUUUGACUUGAUGAAAUUUUAGCUAUUCUCCCCUGACCCUUCACUCUUUGAAACCUGGCUUAAAGUGGUGUCUGAUUCCUAUUAGCCUCAGUAAUGUAAAACCCAGCCCCAAACAUACUUUUGGAUUUUAAUAUAGCUCAGUCAGUGUGGCUAUCUUAAGCUUUCAACUUAAAGUCUUUUAAGGUGGGCAUGAGGAUCCAAACCUGCAGAUCCAGCACAUGGAGGAUACAGGCAGGAGGAUCAUCCUUGGCUACAUGGUAAAUUUUAGGCCAGCUUGGACUAUGUUAUACCUUGUCUCAGAAGUCUCUUUAAAUUGCCUUCCUGACAUUUUAGAAUGGAGUGCUCAUUAUAAGUCCAUAGACUAAUGCUUUUACUUUCUCACUAGAGAGACUAAGACAAUUUAGUUCCUUGAUAAUAUUUGUAAAAGAAAUUAACCAUCACAAUGUUAUUUAAUUUCCUUCAUAAUUAAAAUGUAUAUGAUGUGCAGAAAAUAUUGCUACAUCACGGAUGCUUAUUCUCACAGAGGUUGGGGUACUAAAUUUGAAUAUGAGGACACAUAAGAUUUAAGUACCAGGAAAGCACAUGAGUACCCUGAGAGUAGUGUACUGUUUCUACUUUCCAUGAUCAUCCAAUAGGUAUUUGUUCCUUCUUCCCUCUGGGGGGGGCAUUCCCUGUUUCUGAAAAGGACACAAACAUUUGUAAGUGAGAAACCUAACAUGGGUGGAUCUAGGCACAGCAGAGCAGCAGGUUGACUAAGCAAGGGUUUCCACUAGUUACUAGCUUUUAUAAAGAAUCUACUGAGUAAGUCUCAUUAUUGGUCACCAUGUAGACAAACAUAACAGAAAUCUCCCAUACAUGCCAAGAGAAGAUAAAUGGCCUGUGGCUAUAUUUUGUUGGCCUUACUGAUAAUUUGUUUUACCCAUUUGGGAUCUCAUCAUCAUGAUGUAAUUGUUUUCUUGUGGAUGAUAGAGGUUUUCUAAAUGCCCCUACCCCCCCCUUUUUUUUUUACUCUGGCAAGUAACACAUUAAGCUUUAUACUGGGUGAAUUACUGUAAGUUCAAGGCAGGGUUUCUUGCCAAGCUAUAUAGGCAGACUUUCAAAUGAAACCUUGCAAAUACUAUGGGGUUGAACAAGGUAAUAUUUAAAGAGCUAAUGAAAGAGAAGAGUUCAUAAGAAUAUAAACAGAGGACAGAACAGGAAAAACAAGGAGACACGAAUUACUAUUUUUUCUUAUUUCACAUUGUGAAAUACUCGUUUCUGUGUUUUGCUGUAUUUCUUAUAACAUUUAUUAUUGUAUAUUUGCUUCAACAUUAAGUUAUACCAGAGUUUUUCCAUAUAUCACAGGAUAUAACUAGGUUUUUAUACCACUUCAAGUUCUAUGAGUGAAAAUAUUUCAUUAAUACGACAAAAGUUGUUCCAGAUAUAAUGCCAGAUAAAAUAUGCAACAUUAGAUACUGUUUAUAUUGACAGCAAUGUGUAUGCUAAAAUAUGAACUCCCUGGAGUGGUGACACACAUCUUUAACCCUACCACUCAGGAAACUGAGGUAGAAGGAACACUGUGGGUUUGAAGCCAACCUGAGACUACUUACUGAAUUCCAGGUCUGCCUAGGCUAGACCUUACCUUGAAAAACUAUAUAUAUGUAUAUACACACACAUACAUACAUAUACAUGUAACAAAACAAUUUCAAGUGGUUUUGUUUACAUUGAAAUAAUUCCUCACUAGAUCCUGCCUUACUUUUUACUGGUUUUUAAAAUAUGAUCUUUUUCCUAAACUCUAAAGAGGGCAAAUAUUCCUAUUUUGUAUUUCUUAGAUUUUUGAUUUUUUUUCAUAACAAUGUAUUACGUGUUCAUUUGGCAGUAUAUAAAAGAAGCAUUAACAAAUUUGGUCAGGUAGUCUCAUUUCAUAGAAACUAUCAUAAAAAGCAAUUAAAAAUCCAGUGAAAUAUUGUGUCCAUUGUUAUUGCCAUGGUAUAUAUAAUAAAGAAAAGGGAAUGCACAUGAAUGACUAAAGAGAAAGGAAUGAUUGAAUAAAUUAAACUACUCCCACAUGAUAGAAUGUCACUGAACCAUCAAAUUAAGUCACAUUUUCAAAUUUACUAACUUAAUUAGGAUUCAAUAUAUAUUUAUCUCUAUAUAUUUAUCUUUAGUGUUGUUAUCUAUAUUGUUUAAAUUUUUAAACAAAUGUACCAAAAUAUUUGUCUCAUGUAAUAGGUCCAUGUGUGAGAAUUU